AUGGGGGGCUUCAUCCCGGCGGGCAAUGGCCACCAGCCACCGGCGAGUUUAAUUAAAGAGCUGGGAUGUGGUCUGUUAACCCGAUUUCUGACAGGGCUGGCCCACCCGUCAGGUGCCACGUCGCACAAACCAGACAGCGCACGGGUGGACGGCCUAGGGCACGCGCGUGGUCAAAGCGUUGCCCUCCACUCGCCGCCGCUCCACUCGCUCACUCUCACUCUCACCCCCACCCCCCCACCCACUCUGCUCUGUCCUCUGCUGUCGCCGCCGGAGCUCUUCGCCGCCGCUGGAGGCACGGUUCCCUCGCCGCCGUUGAAGAUGCCGUCGUGGAAUGAUGGAGAGGAGAGCAGCGAGGAGGAGCUGGUCGGCAUGGAGCUGGAGCAAAACUGGGUGAACCCUGGCACCACUAUAGAUGCAUCCUUUUGUGGUAGAGCUGCAGAUGCAAGCAUCACAUGUAGACUGCACUUGGCCCCAUGCAUGAAAUAUGUUGCAUUUGAAGGAAAGGACACUGGGAGGAGGUUCUAUGGAUGUGCUAUUCCUCAGGAUGGUAUUGAUUGUGGAGUUACUCAGUGGGUUGAUGCCCCAUGGCCUUCUAUUCUGCAAAGAUGUUUGGUGAAGAUAUGGGAGAUGUUUCAUGAGGAGAACAAUGGCAGAAUGAUUGACCAUGAGAAGUAUAAGAAAGAGUUGGAUAAGGUGCACAAGGAGUUGGAUACACUUGGUGAUCAGUACAGUCAGCUGGUUCAGGAUGUCACCAAGAUGUUUGAUUGGGCAGACCAAAACAACAGGGUCAUGAGUGAUGAAGAGUUCAAGCAGAAGCAGAUGGAUGUGGACAAGGACAUGGAGAAGCUAGCUAUCAGCAAGGAGAAGGACAAUGAUGGCAUUGGCAAGAUGAAGGAGACGGAGAAACUAGCUCAGGAGCUCAAGGAGAUGAAGUGCAUUUAUAGAUCUCAGGGAGAGAUCAUUAGGAACACCAGGAAGGAGAGAGAUGGCUUCAAGAAAGAGAGGGACUGGCUGAUAGAGGAGAAGAAGAGGCUGGAGUUUCUGGUGGGUGAUCUUAUGAAAGCUGGUCAUGGCAACAAGGACAAGCUUGAGAAGAUCAAGUCAAUCCUUGCUGAGUGAACAAUGAUGUUCAUCAGUUAUGUUAAGCUAAUAUGUGGCCUUGGAACAAUAUAGCUGGCCUUGGGGUUGUAUAUUUUGGGAAUUCACCUAGUUAUGUAAUGACUGUAAUGAUUAUCUGCAAAACUACCUCCAGUUAA
Triticum aestivum (bread wheat) is the source of this 1256-nucleotide messenger RNA. RefSeq lists its product as uncharacterized. NCBI's taxonomy places the organism in Eukaryota, Viridiplantae, Streptophyta, Magnoliopsida, Poales, Poaceae. Gene Ontology annotation, molecular function: zinc ion binding. The transcript is spliced from 4 exons. Bases 1 to 1119 code for a protein of 372 amino acids. The record is from RefSeq and is a predicted model, not a curated record.